CGGCUCCAUCCCGCGGAGCUCCCGCAGCCCAGCAGGGGGCAGAGCUGACCCGCAGGAGCGGAGUGGGGCGGAGCUGAUGCGUCCUGGAUGCUGCUUCCAUAGGGGAAGAAUCGUUACCGCCUGGUAACUGUAAGUGCUUGCGAUCCAUGGGGGAGGUAAAAAGGAAGGAGAGGAAAGGAAGAAGACGCCUUGCUGCUACAAGCUCGUUCCCCUCUGCACAAGCUCGGCAUGUAAUUUGUAUCAGAUCUGACCACUUUGUUGGUUUAAAUGCAUUCACAGUAGCAGAGAAUCACCGAAGUUGGAAAACAGCUCUGAGAUCACCACGGCCCUGAACGAUCCGUGUAUAGGAUGCCGUAUUCAGUUCUACUGCUCACAGAGUUGGCUCCAGGAUGUUUGAAUGUUUUAAUUACAGCGCAGAGCAGCUUUUGGAGGAAAACAUUUCCUAAUAUCCGACCUGGGAGAUAUUUCAGUGCUUUCUGCCUUUCAGACCACGUUCCCGAACGAGCCGUACAAACUAAUAGGCAGAAAUCAGCUGGAGAUGGAUCUCCAGACUCACGGCUCCGUUUCAGUGUUUGUUUGGCUCUUUCCUGUCGCUGAGGAAAUGCUCCAUGUGCUGCUGCCCCGCUCGGCUCCAUGAAGAAGAUCCUGAUGGCACAGGAUCACAAGAUGGUGGAUGAGCUCCGGAAUCACCUCUCUGAGCAGCAUGAAGGCAUUGGGCUUCAUUUAGCUGCUCUUAACAUGUAGCGUGGCAGAGAUCAUGGCCUCCCAGGUAAGCUGGCUGUGGCAGCAGAGCUUCCAAAGGGAAACAGUGAAAAUCAGGCUCUCGUGGGACUGAACACUGGGAAACGUCUCCAGCCCGUGCUUGGCUGAAACUCUGCUCAGAAAAUUUCACUGCAUGAUGUGAAAAUGUCACUCAAUUUUCUCUCCCCAGACAGUGUCCCAGGAAAAAAAUACAUGAAAGAGAGAGAAAGAGAGAGAGAAAAGCAUGUCAGAGCCACUCAUGGGGCUCUGCAACAUGAAAAACCAGUGCAAUGGCAUUGCAAGAUGGUCUUGAGAAACAGGUUGUUGAUACAACUGGAUGGAGGGUGCUGUUGCCUAACAGCGUUAUUAGGCUGAUGCAAGUGCCUGGAGCUGCUGUGCCAUUGAUGAGGAGCUCUGGAUUCAUGGGCUUGGAGUCGAGACGGAGGCUUUGCAUGUGAUGCAGAUGUGUGGUCAGGUUUUGCUCUCAGCUCUCAUGCAGAGCUUGACACAGAGGCCUGCUUUUGGCUGAAGGUUCCUGCCCCAUAGAAUCAUAACAUCACAGAAUUGCUGAGGUUGGAAGAGAUCUCUAUGAUCAUCCAGUCCAGCUGUUCACCUGCCACCAAUACUGCCCACGUCCCCCAGUGCCACAUCCCCAGGGCUCUGAACACCUCCAUGGACGGUGACCCCACCACCUCCCAGGGCAGCUGUGCCACGGCAGCACCAUUCUCCCAGUUCUAAUCCUUUGCUGGAUGUAUCCUGCAUUCAGAUACUUCUGCAAGAUGACCUUCUAUCAGGUGUGGAUCUUCACCAUCAGCUUUCUGGUUAUCAUCGUUGCUCUUCCUCGUGGCCGCAACUGUGAAAACAUGAAGAUUCUGCGCAUGGCGAUUCUUCCAGUCAAACACAUCCUUGGUGUCAAGAUAGUGGUGAAGGGCAAGGAGAACCUCAAGACUAAGAAGCCUUGUGUCCUCGUGUUGAAUCACCAGAACUCCCUGGACAUUAUGGUGAUGAUGCAGAUAUUGCCGAAUCGCUGCGUGCCCAUUGGAAAGAAGGAAAUACUGUACAUGGGCUCUUUUGGCAUCGCAUGUUGGCUUUCAGGCGUCAUUUUCAUCGACCGCAAGAAGAGGGAAGAGUCCAUCGCCAUCCUGACGGAGGUGGCACACACCAUGCGCAAAGACAACUUCCAUGUCUUGGUCUACCCUGAAGGAACUCGCAAUCACAGUGGCUCCAUGCUGCCCUUCAAACGUGGGGCCUUCCAGCUGGCCGUGAGAGCCCAGGUCCCCAUUAUUCCUGUAGUGAUCUCUUCCUACAACAGCUUCUACAGCCAGAAGGAGAAGAGAUUCACAUCAGGGACGAGCACCAUCCAGAUCUUACCAGCAGUGGAGACCGUUGGCCUGAGCUCAGAUGAUGUCCCCAAGCUCACAGAGCAGGUCCGUGACUCCAUGAUGAGUGUCUAUCAGAGGAUAUCGGGAAUGACGAAUGGGGGCUCCCAUGAGUGACCUCACAACCACAGAAAGGCCUGGAAGCAGAAAACACAAAGGACUGCAAACCUGACAGGGACAGGCAAAAGCACGGAAUCAUUUGAUUUGAAAGGGACUCUUGAAGCCCAUCUGGUCCAACACCCACAGCUCCAUCAGUGCUCAGAGCCCCUCCAGCCUGACCUUGGCUGUCUGCAGGGAUGGGGCACCCACUGUAUGUCUGGGCAACCUGUGCCACUGCCUCACUGCCCUUACUGCACAAAUCUUUCUCCUUGUUUCCAAUCUAAAUCUCCCCUCUUGUCCUGUCACAACAGCCCCUGCUAAAGACUCUGUCCCCUUUCUUACAGGGGACCGUUGGCUUUCUGGGCUGUGAGGGCACACUGCUGGCUCGUGCCCAGCUGCCACCCAUCACUACCCCCAGGUCCUUUUUGGCAGAGCUGUUGUUCAUCCUGACACCCCACAGCUUGUACUGGUGGCAGGGGUUGCCAUGACCCACGUGUAAGGUGUCCACACGCUGUAUUGUGAUUAAAAAGUAAAAAUGGUUUGUG
Coturnix japonica (Japanese quail) is the source of this 2764-nucleotide messenger RNA. RefSeq names its product 1-acyl-sn-glycerol-3-phosphate acyltransferase alpha-like. Gene Ontology annotation, cellular component: endoplasmic reticulum; membrane. Gene Ontology annotation, biological process: phosphatidic acid biosynthetic process. Gene Ontology annotation, molecular function: 1-acylglycerol-3-phosphate O-acyltransferase activity. NCBI's taxonomy places the organism in Eukaryota, Metazoa, Chordata, Aves, Galliformes, Phasianidae. The record is from RefSeq and is a predicted model, not a curated record.